Molecule: messenger RNA, 645 nt
Organism: Haliotis rubra (blacklip abalone)
Lineage: Eukaryota; Metazoa; Mollusca; Gastropoda; Lepetellida; Haliotidae
Product: keratin-associated protein 19-2-like
Exons: 2
Coding region: 1-645 (214 amino acids)
Source: RefSeq, a predicted model, not a curated record
AUGGUAAACACCUCCGAAUCUACCAAAGCCCACACCAAGAAGGCUAUUGCCAAAGCCUCGAUGACCAUAACCGUUCCCAUGGAGACCAAAUCCAUUCAGACCGCUGAUUCCGUUGUAACUGUUGUAGCCAUGUCCAUUAUUGUAGCCAAGUUCGUCGUCGCUGUGUUGUCCGUCAUGGUCUGCUCUGUCAUGGCCCAGGUGCCUCUCCUUGGUAAAGGAGUUGGAACUUUCGGCGUUGGCUUCAACAAUGGACAUAUUGCUGGUAAAGGCUAUGGCUACAACCCAUACAAUAACUAUGGCUAUGGUGGAUACGGUAACGGUAAAGGUGUUGGAAACGUUGGUGUUGUUGGUACAGGCUAUGGCUACAACCCCUACAACAACAACUAUGGGUACAACGGCUAUGGCUACGGUAAAGGCGUUGGUAACGUUGGUGCCGGCAAAGCUUACGGUAACGACUAUAACCCCUACAACUACAACAACAAUGGCUACGGUAAAGGUGUUGCUGGUCACGGAGCUGGUCUUGUAGGACACGGACCUUUCGUUGGACACGGUCCCUUCAAUGCUGGACACGGCCUUUACGGACAUGAUGGCAGCUUUGCUGGACAGGGACCUUUCGUCGGAAACGGUGUUUAUGGACAUGGUUGA